UCUACGUACGCAGAAAGAAGUACAUCGCAGCGAUGGCAAGAACCAAGCAGACGGCUCGUAAAUCCACCGGCGGCAAAGCCCCGAGGAAGCAGCUCGCGACCAAAGCCGCCCGUAAGAGCGCUCCGGCCACCGGCGGCGUCAAGAAGCCUCACCGCUACAGGCCCGGCACCGUGGCUCUGCGAGAGAUCCGUCGCUAUCAGAAGUCCACCGAGCUGCUGAUCCGCAAGCUGCCCUUCCAGCGUCUGGUGCGAGAAAUCGCUCAGGACUUCAAGACGGACCUGCGCUUCCAGAGCUCCGCUGUCAUGGCCCUGCAGGAGGCCAGCGAGGCUUAUUUGGUCGGUCUGUUUGAGGACACCAACCUGUGCGCCAUCCACGCCAAGAGAGUCACCAUCAUGCCCAAAGACAUCCAGCUGGCCCGCCGCAUCCGUGGAGAGCGCGCUUAAACCCGCCGCUGCAUCACCCGCAUUAAACCCCAAAGGCUCUUUUAAGAGCCACCAAAAAUCACAGCGAACGAGAGAAUUUUCGCUAUAACGUUCAGUAGGAAGUAACACCGCUUUAAUCUAGUGUUGUCAUCUAAAUUUCAGGGGAAGUUGCUGAAGGAAGGUCGAUUUUACCUGCAUUUUAAAUUAUGCAUUGUAUUUUGUGUUUUCAGAUUACGUAUUACAACAAAUAAUGGAUAAGACACAAUGUCCUGAAAAAUUACUAGUACCUUUUCCAUUUUUCUAGA
This is a messenger RNA of Onychostoma macrolepis, 727 nucleotides long. RefSeq names its product histone H3. Gene Ontology annotation, molecular function: structural constituent of chromatin; DNA binding; protein heterodimerization activity. Bases 33 to 443 code for a protein of 136 amino acids. Gene Ontology annotation, cellular component: nucleosome. The record is from RefSeq and is a predicted model, not a curated record. The transcript has a single exon. NCBI's taxonomy places the organism in Eukaryota, Metazoa, Chordata, Actinopteri, Cypriniformes, Cyprinidae.